AUGUACAACGCCAGCCCGGAGGUGAUCUCGGCGGCGUACCGGCAGUCGUGCCACAAACACGGCUCGCAGCCGCUGCCGGCCGUGCUGCGUCAGAUCGCCGCGCUGCCUGUCAUCGGAGACCGGGUCGAAAGCUUCUCGCUGCGCGGCCUGCGCCUGGAGCGUGCACAGUGCGAGAGCCUCGAGGAGGUGCUCAAGAAGGUGCAGUUCAACCUAGUGGACGUCAGCGGCUGCGGCCUGGACGACGACUCGGCCGCCGCCAUAUUCGAGAUGGUCGAGUUCUACGACUCGGCGCUGGCGGUCAGCUUCGGCGGCAACCGACUGGGCGUGCGCGGCUGGCAGGCGUGCUGUCGCAUGAUCAAGGCGAGCGCCUCGCUGGAGCGCCUGUCGGCCGAGGGCGUCGAGCUGUACGACCAGUCGGCGGCGGCGCUCGGCCGCAGUCUUCGGCUGUCGCCCAGCUUGCGCGUGCUGCACCUGGAGGGCUGCCGGCUGCACGGCCGGCCCAUGGCGCUGCUCAUCGCCGGCCUCAAGCAGAGCCCGGCGCUCAAGGAGCUGUACCUGGGCGAGAACGAGCUGGGCACCGGCGAUGGCUCCAUGCUGGGCAACAUGCUCAAACUCAACUUGCGCCUGGACCUGGUCGACCUGCGCAUCAACCACUUUGACAACGACAGCGUCAGCUUCCUGCUGGAGGCGCUGGCGCAGCAGCCGGCGUCGGCCAAGGGUGAGGGCCUGGCCUCGUUGAACCUCUGGUGCAACCGGUUCACGGUCAAGUCUGCCGGCUGCCUGGCGGCGCUGCUCGGACGCCACACAGCGCUGGAGACGCUCAACCUGGGCCGCAACGUGCUCGGCGACGAGACGCUGCGCGUGGUGAAGGAGGCGCUCAUGGGUAACGCCAGCCUGCGGCGCCUCGGCCUGCAGGAGUGCCGGCUGGGCUGCGAGGGCGCCGUGGCGCUGGCCGAGAUCCUGGCCGGCAACGCAGCGCUGCAGCGCGUCGACCUGCGCGGAAACGGCGUGCGCGUCGGCGGCUUGCUGGCGCUGACGCGCGCGCUCGAGCACAACACGCGCCUGCUGCAGCUCGACCUGGACCCGGCCGGCGACGAGCCUGAGCGGCUCAUGCUGCACGCGCGCAUCCGCGACUUGUGCGAGGCUAAUCGACAGCGCAGCCAGCCGGAGGAGGAGGCGCCGCGCAGCGACACCAUCCUGCGCCGACUCUCCGACAGCGACGCUAGCAGCAGCCCCAGUCCCAGCCCGGUGCGCGUGGCCGCGCGCGGCUUCCGCGUCACGCCCGUCUCGGAGCCGGCGCGGCCCAGGUCGACGCAGUGA
Pollicipes pollicipes is the source of this 1320-nucleotide messenger RNA. Its product is annotated as protein phosphatase 1 regulatory subunit 37-like. Gene Ontology annotation, molecular function: protein binding. The record is from RefSeq and is a predicted model, not a curated record. The transcript is spliced from 2 exons. Lineage: Eukaryota; Metazoa; Arthropoda; Thecostraca; Pollicipedomorpha; Pollicipedidae. Bases 1 to 1320 code for a protein of 439 amino acids.